Molecule: messenger RNA, 3755 nt
Organism: Gryllus bimaculatus (two-spotted cricket)
Lineage: Eukaryota; Metazoa; Arthropoda; Insecta; Orthoptera; Gryllidae
Source: the annotation of a GenBank genome assembly
AUGCGCGCGAAAGCCCCGGCGGCGGCGGCGCGGCCUGGCGCUCGAACUCUCUGCCUGCGCAUCACAUCGCACCGCACCAUGCCACGCCACGCCACGCGACGACGGUUUUCUCUCGGCGCGUCCGCCGCACCGCCAGGGCUGGCCAAAGGCUCGCCCGCGGCCAGAGCGCGCAACAGAGUAAUUAGGGAGCGAGCGAAGCGUUUCAGAGCACUAGAGGAAGCCAAGCUUGUUAUGGCCUUCUGCGACGCGGUGUCACCUGAAAGUGCUUGGGAACUUCAGACCAAAGAGUUUCGUCGCCAACUCUUAUCUGGGAUACAAUGCAAAGUACCUUUCCGUCCUGAAAUUGGCAACCCCAACUCGCCGCCGCUGCCGGGCGUGCUGGCGGGCUGGCGGCCGGACCUGCAGGGGCGCGAGCGGCCCAACUCCAAGCUGCUGCCGCGCGACGUGUCGGUGCGCACGGCCUACGGCGAGGUGCAGGGCUUCCGCGUCUACCUCUACGACGACCCCGACCCGCGCUCGGGCUACCGGCCCGGCGUGUCGCCCGUGGAGCGCGAGACGGCCAACAGUCGAGAACUCUCUCAGGGCACAAACGAUCGCCGCCCGCCGCCCGCGACGGUGACUGGAGGGGUGAGAGAGAAAGGUGUGAGGCGACGUCAUGAAAGGGAGUGCAGAAUGAGGGAGAAGGAAGAUGGACGAGGGGGAAUGGGAAGGCGAAUAGGUGGGCAAGAUAGCGAGUGGCCAGGUGGAAGGGAGAAAGGUGUGGCGUCAAGGGGGAUGCAGGAACCGCCGAGGCCGCACCGCGGCUGGAAGGUGCUGCAGGCGGUAGACUUCGGGCCGGCGUGCCCGCAGCCCGGCCGCUACACUGGCGCCACCAAGCGGAUCCGUGACAUGGACGAGGACUGCCUCUACCUCAACAUCUACUCGCCCUCGACGGCGUCGGGGCACGCGCGCCCGUACCCUGUCAUGUUCUACAUCCACGGCGGCGACUUCACCCACGGCGCCUCCAACCUCUUCCCGGGCCACGUGCUGGCCGCCUUCUACGAGGUGGUGGUCGUCACCAUCAACUACCGCCUGGGCGCGCUGGGCUUCCUCAGCACGGCGGACGACAACUCCCCGGGCAACUACGGGCUGCUGGACCAAGCGCUGGCGCUGCAGUGGGUGCACGAGAACGUGCGCGCCUUCGGCGGCGACCCCGACGCCAUCACGCUGUUCGGGCCGGACGCCGGCGCGGCGUCGGCCGGGCUGCUGGCCGUGGCGCCGCGCACGCGCCACUUGGUGCGCCGCGUCAUCGCGCAGAGCGGCUCCGCGCUGGCCGACUGGGCGCUCAUCGAGGACAAGUACCGCGCGCAGAACACCAGCCGCGUCUUCGGGCGCGCCAUCGGAUGCGACAUCGACUCCGCGUGGAAGCUGGUGAGCUGCGUGCGCAAGGCGCGCUCCUUCGUGGAGCUGGGCGACGCCGAGCUGGACGCGCACGUGCCGCGCGUGGGGCUGUUCCCCUGGGCGCCCGUGCUCGACGCCAACUUCUCCGUGCCGCUCGACUCGUGGUAUGAAGGCUGGCGCGAGGAGGACUGGCGCCUGCUCAACGACAUGCCUGAGCGCCUGCUGCGGCGCCGCGCCUUCAACCCGCAGCUCGAGUACAUGUCCGGCGUCACCAUGCAGGAGGCCGCCUUCAUGAUCUAUAACAACGCCAGCCUUGCACCACACUACACUGUGGAUCAAGCCUUCUUUGACCAGAAGGUGCGGGAACUGGUACUACGCUACAACUACACUCUGAAUCCUGAGGGAGUCUAUCAGGCCAUCAAGUACAUGUACACCUACUGGCCAGAUCCCAACAACACCUUCUACAUCCGGGAGCGAUACAUUGAUCUAAUGUCGGAUUUUAUUUAUCGAGCUCCUAGUGACCACAUGGCAAAGGUGCUUGCUGAACAAAAUGUACCACUUUAUUUGUAUGUGCUAAAUACAACAAUAGAAGCCUUCAAAUUGCCUUUGUGGCGGAAAGUACCUCAUAACAUUGAACACUACUACCUCACAGGAGCUCCAUUUAUGGAUAUUGAGUUUUUUCCUCGUCGCCCCACUCUUGAACGACAAAUGUGGACUGACAAUGAUCGAAAUAUGAGUCAUUUCUUCAUGAAGGCGUAUUCAGACUUUGCAAGAAAUGGGAACCCAACAAUGUCUCAAAUAUUGGGUCUGUACUUUGAAAAAGCUACCAAUGGUCAACUGAAGUACUUGAACAUCAAUACAACGUACAACUCCUCUGUCAUGUUGAACUUUAGACAAACUGAGUCAGCAUUCUGGACAAUGUACCUCCCCAGUGUCAUUGGGCGUCUGGUGCCUACAUAUCCCCCCUCCACAGAGUUCUGGUGGGAACCUCGAGCUCCACUGCAAAUUGCCUUCUGGAGUGUGUCAGGUGCCUGCCUAUUGUUAAUAGUGGUAGUGGUCAUCUGUUGCAUACUAUGGCGCAAUGCCAAGAGGCAAUCUGACCGGUACUACAGCAGUGACAUCAUGCUGCGUGAUGAAGGCAGUGAUCCAGAGGGUAUUGAAAAUCAUAGUGCAACAAAUGUGUAUGAAUACCGCGACACUCCCCCAACAAAAGUGAAGAGAAAUCUCUCACAACCACAACUGCAGAUGCAGGAAAUAAAAGACAUGAAAGACAGCAAGGAUUCUAAAGGGAGAGCAAUAUCCCCCCCAAUGACAACAGCCAGCUACGACCCACGUCGUAGUGCUAGUGUGCCAUCUUUAAGAACCAGCAGUGCCUCCUCCCUCAAAGACAGUGCAAGCUUUGUUAGCAGCAGCCCUGGAGGGCCACGGAGGACGCCCACAACAAACCAUCGGAGAGGACCAAAGCCACAGACACUCAUUACUGAAGGGGGAGUGCCCCAGACACAGGUGUGAUUCCCAUUGCACUCUGUUCCUAUUGCCUAAAUCAUCACAAUAUGUGUUCACUAUUGUCGGUUAACAAGACUGCCUAUUCAGCUCAUUUGAUCAAGAUGAAGAAAAGAGAUCCAGAAGUUUCAUGCCAGUCUGCAUAUAAUGCAAAUGAAUAACUUCUACCAAGAAACUCCAUGUAUGGAGUCUUAUAAAAUAUUCCGUCCAAUACAAAAUUUUUUUUGCUUCCAUAAUACUGUCUUCACAUCAAAAUUUCAAAUAAAUGUAGCCCAAAAUAUGGAUUUUGUAAAAUUUCUCUUAAUGUUGUGAAUAUUUUCUAUUUUUGAAGUUUAUAUUUUAAAUAAAUAGUAAUAGUAACCAAUUGGUUCUGUAGCAUUUAAAUGUUACUUCUCCAGAAAAAAGAGAAAGCAUGUUCGCAACUAUUUAUGCUGCAAGAGCUCAUCAGUGAUUUGUAUAUAUGUAAUCUUUUUACUAUGAGAGGAGACUAUGUCAGUGCAAUUUUUAUGUAGUUUGAGAAAUUUUAUGAAAAUACAUUUAGAUUGUGUAAUUAUGUACCUGGUGUAUGCAAGAUUUUGUAAGAGCACAAAUUUGAUUUUGUCUGUGUGUUUUUGUUGUUUUUUAUGUAAUCUUAACUGUUUCUUCAGUCUUAAACUAAAUUCUCUCAUGAGAAAUAUCCAACUGCAAGAUCAUCAAGAAGCCUAGACGAAGGAUUGUUCAUUCCAAGCUUAGAUAGUUGAUUACAUAGUGCAGAAUAUAAAAGAUAAUUUGAAUGAGUGAAAAGUGUAUUGUAGAUAGUUUCACGAUUUAUAAUGCAUUUCUUAGGCUAUUAAAUUCAUUUUAUAAAAAAAAAGUGUUUUCACAUUAUUUAU